This is a messenger RNA of Biomphalaria glabrata, 720 nucleotides long. RefSeq lists its product as uncharacterized. The record is from RefSeq and is a predicted model, not a curated record. The transcript has 8 exons. NCBI's taxonomy places the organism in Eukaryota, Metazoa, Mollusca, Gastropoda, Planorbidae. The coding region runs from base 1 to 633 and encodes 210 amino acids.
AUGAGAACCGUUUUGUUGCUGAUGCUGCUAGUAGCUGGGGGCGAACAAUCCAAGAAAAUUCCGACAAGUGUUGCUGGUCGAGUUUUUGCCCUUGUGUCCCACAUACUUGACAAAGCCAAGGACGGUCUAACUGUCUCAAAGCUCAUUGAAAAUGCCAAACAAGUUGAAGCUUUGUCGAAACAGUUGCCAGGAAAGGUCUCAAAAAGCGAAGUUAAAAAACUUGUGAACGAAAUUUCUAAAGAAAUCGGAGUGAAUCCUGCUGCCUCUUUAGCUUUGGAAGAUAAACUAACAGUGGAUAUAAAGCUCAUCAAUGAUUACCUCAGACUCUGGGACAAGCUCGUCGAGGUUGGAAGAGAAAGUCAAACAUCUGUUCCAUCCGAGGAUAGAUUCGUGAAAGUGGCAGCAAUUGGCUCUAUUUCUGAGAUAAUUCAGAGUCUAUUGAAAGAGCUAGACGAAUCUGUAACAAGCCUCAAGAAAAUAGACAGUACAAAUAGCGAACUGCAAAACAAAGAAGGGAUUAUCAUCUACGAAAAAGGUGGAGAUAAAGACAUUGGGAAAAUGGGAAGUAAUACAGCUCUUGAAAGAAAGAAGAAAUGUUUUUGUCUACUUCUCUGUUUCAGCUGUAAUGGAUGAAAUGUUCUUUUUCCAACAUUGCAAUUCUGUGUAAACACAAACCAAAAGUUUUAUCUUUACAAUAAUAAAACUGUGUGCACUAUUUAC